AAUACCACAAAUACUUCCACUUAUUUUUUACCACGGAAACGGAUUAUUUUAUAUUGCAAAUAAAAUUAGAGUUUCCAGCCAGAUCCUAAAAUAUUCUCAAUCGAAAUCUCAUGAACAUCAUAAAUCCAAUUUCUGUCGAAUCUAUCAGUUGUCAAAGGUUCUUCACUUUCCCUCUUUUUGUGUUUUUGGGAAUACCAGAGUUUUGCUAGUUGUUUUUAAGAAAAAUAUUGAACCAAUUUGUUAUAGUUCGUGUGUCUAUACAAAAAUUGAUUUAUGAAGGCAUUUUAUUUCCUAUAAUAUAAUAGAACACAAAAUGGAGAAUGGGAUACUUUCCUGGGUGCCAGACUGCUGGAAAAAGGAUGAUAUGAGUGCUCACUCAUGGUGUCAGAGAAUAGAAUUGGAAAGAACUUGUGAAGAAUUUGAACAAAUUCAAUAUGAGAUAAGAAGGGCUACUCUAGAUAUCAAAAAGCACAUAAGAUGUAUCGAAAGAAAUCAGUCUAUAUAUGACUUGGGACAAUUCCUUAUUAGGGGACAGCUUUUGAUGACUUUAAAACCUUUUACCAGCUAUUACAAAAAGAUACAAGAUAAUCUGAUAACAGAAUCUUUUGAAAUAAAGCCUGACUGUUUCUCAAAACAAAAUGAUUACAAAUUCUGCAAUAAACAUGAAGAUACUGAAUUUGGAGAUUCGAACACAAAUGGAAUCCAAAAUAUGGCCACUAAGGGUGCCACUCAAUAUUACAAAGCCAAAAUCAAGUCUCUACAAGUCGAAAAUCUGAAGAUGCAGUCGGAAAAUAAGAAAAAGAGUGAAGAUCUUAAGAGACUCCAAAAAGAAAAUCAGUGUUUACAAGAAGAAAAAGAAAAGUGGUUUAUGGCAUACAAUUCUGCAAAAAACCAUAUUGGCAAACUAGAAUCUCAGGUAUCUGAAAUAACUUCGAGAUUUCAAAGUAAAUGCUCUGAAUUCAUAUCGAUAAAAAAAGAAUCUGAACAAUUGAAGAAGGACUUGAAGACUUCAAAUUUGAAUCUCAAGAAUUUCGAAGUGCGACUACUCAGAGCCCAAGAAGAAAAUGAAAAAUUGAAAGAUUCUAUUAAAAUCGUAAAAGAUGAUGAAAAGGAACUGAAGGAUUCGUUUCGGAAACAAAUUAGUGAUCUGACAACAACAAUGAAACAUAUUGAGAAACACAAGAUGGAGCUUCUGAACGGUUUCAAAAAACAAUUGCAACUGGUAGAUAAUCUUAAAAAACAGAAGAUAUAUUUGGAAACUCUGAGAAUAGCUGAAGCUUCCGAAGCUGAAUAUUUGAAAAUACUGGAUUGGAAGUUGGAAUGAACUUUUCAUGGUAGACUUUGCAAUGUUCAAAAUCAAUUCAUUAUUUAAGGUAAACAUGUUUUGAAAGCUUU
Molecule: messenger RNA, 1395 nt
Organism: Leptinotarsa decemlineata (Colorado potato beetle)
Lineage: Eukaryota; Metazoa; Arthropoda; Insecta; Coleoptera; Chrysomelidae
Source: RefSeq, a predicted model, not a curated record